AUGGAGGAAUCAAAUCAAAAUAUUUCAGACAAUAACGAGCAGAAGGAGUCAGAUGAAAGUGAAGAAAUUUUGAGUUUUGAGUCAAAAUUUUGUGUACUUCUUGAGAAUCAAAAUGAGACCUCUUCCCUAGACAAGGAUGAAGAUGUUGUUGAUUUAAAUUUAAAAUUAAAAGAAGAAAAAAGGAAAAAGAAGUAUAAUAAAAGAAAAAUACGGAAAAAGUCCCUAGACAACGAAAUUGACGAAUUGGUUAAAUUAAUUGAGUCAAAAAAUAAAUUAAAUAAAGAAUUGGGGAAUGAAGAAAUUGAAGAAUUAAAUAAUUUAGAGGAAAAUGAAGAAGAAGAAAAUAUUAUUGAUAAAUUGUUAAAUAUUAAUUUAAAUAUUUUAAAAGAAUCAACUAAUAUUGUUUCUUUAAAUAAUUUGGAAUCACAAAUUAAAACGUCUUUUGAAAGUAAAUUAGUUGAUGUUCAAAGAAGUUGGCCUAUUCCGAAAAAUUUGGAAUUUCGAAUGAUUUUUGAUUCUUUUGGAAAUUCUCAAAAUAAUUUAAUUAAAUGGUUUCGUUUUUGGCAUAAUGAGACUUAUCAACGUCAACAACAAUUUUUCUGUUUAUGUUAUAGGGAAAGGCGUUAUUCGGAUAUUUUGAAUAUUAUUCUCAACAAUCAAAAUCCCUAUCAUCUUGAUAGUUUACUUUUGAUGGCAGAUUUAAUACAAAAUGAGGGCAAUAAUGAACGAGCUAAUGAUUUUAUAGAACGUGGAAUUUUCGCCCUAGAAACUGCUUUUCACCCUAAUUUCAAUUUAUGUUCAAGUACUCACCGAUUGAAUUAUUCUUGGAAGGAAAACCGCCCAUUUUUUCUUUUAUUUUAUCGUUAUUUAUUAAAAAAUAUUCAAAAGAAUAAUUUAAAAAUAUCUCUUGAAAUUGCAAAAUUAUUAUUUUCUAAAGAUUUUGAGGGUGAUCCAUUGGGAAUUUUACUUUUAAUUGAUUCUUUAGCAAUCAGAGCUAAUUGUCCAAAUUUCCUUCUUGAUUUUUAUGAAUAUUUUCUCAAAAGUAAGCGCCUUGAUUUGCUUCCCAAUUUUAGAUUCUCUAUAUCUUUGGCACUUAAUUUACUCGGAAUGGAGGAUGAAGCUGUUAGAAAUGAAGCAUUGGUGGCAUUCCCAUUUAUUCUUUCUCAAAUACUUGAUUUUUUACAAAUUCGAGCAGAUCCUUUAAUUGAGAGCAACUACUAUUUGAAUACAUUGGCUUCUUAUCGUGAACCUGAAGGUUUAUUAUUGCUUGUGCGUAUCUAUUUGCAUCAUUCUAACAAAAUUUGGAGUGACCCAGUAAUUCUUAAUUGGCUUGAAAUAACUACACAUAAAGUACUUCCCAGACUACAAUCUGUUAGAAAGAAAGAAAUGGAUCAAUGGGCAAAAAAGCGAAAACAAUUAUUUACUGGAUUACCUGAAAAUAUAGCAAGACAUUGUUUGAUUAAUGGUUUGUCCAUUCCUGAAACACUCGUUAUCGAUGCUAAAUUGAAUUUGGGUGGAUGUAUUCAAAUUAAUCCUUGUCCUCCCAAAGCUAGUCAACAAGAAUAUGUAGAUAAAGAAGUUUCUGAAGAAAUGGAUAAGUCACAACAAAACAAUUUAAAUGAAAGAAAUUUUGGUUUAAUUGUUUCUUUUUUACGUUCAAUUUUACCUCAAUGGAUAUUGGAAAUUCUUUGUCGCUUCAUUCAACGUUUUAUUCAAUAAUGUCAUUUCUAAUAGAGGGAAUAGAUUUUUAAUUUGUGAUAUUAACUAUUUUAGUUUUUGCGGGUCUAUAUUUUUUAUUUAUUCUAAUUUAUUAAUAACUUCUUUUGUUUUUAAAAGUA
Messenger RNA from Meloidogyne enterolobii, 1838 nucleotides. The record is from the annotation of a GenBank genome assembly. NCBI's taxonomy places the organism in Eukaryota, Metazoa, Nematoda, Chromadorea, Rhabditida, Meloidogynidae.